This is a messenger RNA of Volvox carteri f. nagariensis, 989 nucleotides long. RefSeq lists its product as uncharacterized. The transcript is spliced from 2 exons. Lineage: Eukaryota; Viridiplantae; Chlorophyta; Chlorophyceae; Chlamydomonadales; Volvocaceae. The record is from RefSeq and is a predicted model, not a curated record. Bases 1 to 435 code for a protein of 144 amino acids.
AUGAAAGCCGUUGCUCUCCCUCUGGCGUCGAUGGUGGCCGCAGCUCUUAUUGCUGGUGCUGCCAUGCCCGAGGACGCCCUUGCUGCGUCGUCUCGGUCAGGUGGCCGCGUUGGUGGCACCAGUGGGUUUGCUUCCCGGAAGGCGGCCGCGCCGUCUCGCAGCAUCCAGACACAAGCUGCGCCAACCGUAAACAAUACGACUGUUGUGGUUGCACCUGCUGCUCCAGUCUUCAGCCCUUUCGGAUUCUCGCCAUUCGGUGGCUUCGGUAUGGGCUUCGGGGUCCCCAUCUUCCUGCCAGGCUCCUUCUUCAGCGGCCUCCUUGGCCUUAUGGCUAUCACCCUCCUGUUUAGCGUUGUUUUCAAUGUCAUUAGGGGUAUCGCAGCUGCCGGUAGCAAGCAGGCCAAGAAGGAUGAUGACUCUUGGGGCGACCUCUGAGUAGCCGUGCCCUGUUGAGGCCUGACUGCUUGAGUGGAUUAUUUGGACGAGUGGAGGCGAGCUGAGAGGUUCUGUUGGCCGCGGUGUAGACAUCUGGAAGGUGCUUCGUCGUCGGUCCCGUGUCAUUGCCCCUGGUUAUGAUGGUCGUAUAAAGAAGUUUUGAUUGUUUGAUACCCCCUAAAGUUUUUCCCCGCAGCCGCCUCUGUUUAUGUCAGGAUAAUGUAUGAUGUGCUUCGUGUCAAGUGGUAGUGAGCUGGACUCGUGCAAAGGUUGUAUGGGUUGUAUCGAGGCGAAAGUGUAUCUACUUAAAAAUGCGAAGGUCCUGUUCGCACGUGGCGGUAGGGGUAUUUAUUUCAUGUGAACGUCGCUGCAUGCAUAGUGGCAUCAGGAGUCCUAAUGAACUGUCCGUAAUACCACAGUUGCGACUUGAGAGACGUGAGGUGAGGCCAAGAACCCUCGACUGCAUAACCGCAGGUUUUGGCUGCAGAACUAGGGUACGCGAUGAGUCGUUUAUUCGCAUCUUGUGCACCAACUGCCUGUUAAGUCGGAGCUAC